Vigna radiata var. radiata (mung bean) is the source of this 1176-nucleotide messenger RNA. RefSeq lists its product as uncharacterized. The record is from RefSeq and is a predicted model, not a curated record. The transcript has 3 exons. The coding region runs from base 508 to 855 and encodes 115 amino acids. NCBI's taxonomy places the organism in Eukaryota, Viridiplantae, Streptophyta, Magnoliopsida, Fabales, Fabaceae.
AGCGAGCAUGAUUAUACGAAGAAUUAGUGUGAGGAAAUGGAAUUGGAUCACGUGAAAGAAGAGGAAACAGAAAGAAGAGAGAAUGCAGUAGGUGUGGUUAGAGAAGGAAGCAAGUUUUCCAAUUUGGGUAACUUCCUCUUGAAAGGGGCAAGCAAAGGUAGCUGCCAUGAAAUAGAAGCCACGUGAAAAUACAGAACCAGUUACCGUCACAUUAAUUGCUUUUCAACACCGAGCUACGUAACCAUUUAGUGCUACAACGCAACCCUAUUAUACCUAGGCCAUCAUGUUUUUUAGCACGUGUAACUCAUUUCCCACGUGUCCAUUCCUUCACUCAUUCAUUCAUUCCAUGUUUUCUCCUCCUUCUUUUUCUUUCCCCAACAAUCCCCUAUUUAUAAGCCCUUUCAAAUCUCUAAUUGUCCCAUGCACCAACCAAUAACCAAGUUCAUGGCUUCUUCUUUCUCUACCCAUAAAAACACGUGAUCACUCUCUCCCAUUCUUGCCACUGCCAUGAAGAGAAACUGCUAUCUGGAUCUUCGUUUUCGCCCUUCCUCUGCUUCGUCACCCCAUCAUUCAAUGAAUGAGCUGUUGAACAUGAACAAAAAAGUCUUGGCCAUUUUACAUGGUGCUGCUGGUCGUCACAUGCUUGACGUCACAGAACUUCAGGCAAGGGUGAUAAUAUGGUUGGCAAGUCAAGAAAUGGAUGGUAGCAGCAGAGGAGCAGCUUCUGCCAUGUCGCUUUCGUUGCAGUCACAACCGUUGCUAAUGCAUGCCCCCCAAGGCUUCUCAAUUAAGACUUCCCUGCGGAAUUUCCUUCACAAGAGAAAGAAAAGGUCCCAAAAGUCACAUGCCCAUUAGCACUACCUAUUCAUUUUUUCACAUCCAUUUUUUUAUCAUUCAUUUUAGUUACACCCACUAAAAAAAAUAAUAGAAAUAAUAAUCAUCUAUCCUUGGGUGUGUAUGAUGACGUAAAGUAAAAUUAAAGCUUAUCAACAUCUCAAUAUCACUUUUCCACUGCCUAAUAAUAAAUGAAAAGGACCGUUGGAGUCUUUUGAGUGAGUAAUUGGUGAUUGGAAAGUUUGAAUGUUGAUGGCGCUACCUUAUGUUAACCAAAUGAGUGUACUCUUAUGAAAAGUAUGUUUGAUUUGAAUCUAUUAAAUGUGUUUAGAAUUUUAAUCA